This is a messenger RNA of Penicillium taxi, 960 nucleotides long. Its product is annotated as protein ERV29. The record is from RefSeq and is a predicted model, not a curated record. Gene Ontology annotation, biological process: Golgi organization. The coding region runs from base 1 to 960 and encodes 319 amino acids. Gene Ontology annotation, cellular component: endoplasmic reticulum-Golgi intermediate compartment; endoplasmic reticulum; membrane. Lineage: Eukaryota; Fungi; Ascomycota; Eurotiomycetes; Eurotiales; Aspergillaceae. The transcript has 5 exons.
AUGACUCAAAUCCGUGGUACCGCGGGCUAUAAUCUCGGCCACCAAAACCCGUUUGGCGGCCCCGGUAGUGCAGAUGCCUCGAACGACCCAAGCCCACUCGAUGCGAUCCGCGAACAGACCAGCAAGAUCGAGGACUGGCUAGACACCGCGUUUGAUCCAGUGAAGCCAUACCUGCCCGCCAUUGGACGAUUCUUGAUUGUUGUGACCUUCCUUGAGGACUCACUUCGCAUUCUCACACAAUGGAGCGACCAGCUCCAAUAUUUACGCGACUUCAGGAGUAGUAAGAUACCCUCAACAGUCGAGCGUCGCUCUCAGGGUGACCACAUAAUACCCUGGGGAUUCACGCAUCUUUUCCUGAUCGUUAAUGUCAUCGCCAUGUUCGUCUGCUCCACCCUUGUCAUCGCCCGCAAGCGCACCGAGUAUGGCGUCGCCGGUUUGCUGGGUGUCGUCAUUACUCAAGGCCUAGGAUACGGCCUGAUCUUCGACCUGAACUUCUUCCUCCGCAACUUGAGUGUUGUCGGUGGUCUACUCAUGGUUUUGUCCGAUUCGUGGGUUCGCAAGAAGUUCGUCCCAGCUGGCCUGCCUCAACUUGACGAGAAGGACCGCAAAAUGUAUGUGCAGUUCGCUGGACGCGUGCUGCUCAUCUUCUUGUUUGUCGGAUUUGUCUUCUCGGGCAAGUGGAACUUGUGGCGCGUGCUAGUUAGCCUGUUUGGCCUGGUCGCGUGCGUCAUGGUCAUUGUCGGCUUCAAGGCUAAGUGGAGUGCUAUCAUUCUGGUGGUUCUCCUGAGCGUUUUCAACGUGCUUGUCAACAACUUCUGGACACUCCACCCCCACCACCCGCACAAGGACUUUGCCAAGUACGACUUUUUCCAAAUUCUUUCCAUUGUUGGCGGUCUCCUACUUUUGGUUAACAUGGGCCCGGGUCAAUUGAGCAUGGACGAGAAGAAGAAGGUUUACUAG